UUCCAUUUUGUCGGAAUCUUAUAUUCACCGAGUUCUCGUAGCUCUGUUGGUAGUAUGUAGCAAGGAAAUCACGUAGGUGGUGAACUCUUCUCCUGUUAAAAUCUUCGUUCUUUCUUAGCUCUCUCCGUUAAGGUUUUGAAAAAGUUUUUUCAUCACUGCGGUGAAUUUUGCAGCAACGAAUACUGCAUCUAUAUGGCUUUUCCCCUCUAAACAAUACAAUGCCGGUUCAUUUCAUCUGGUGAAUAUGUAAUUUCAACUUUCUGUGUACCUUGGAGUUCAAGUUUGUAUCGGGCGCUUUUCAUACAAUAAAAAACUCCGAACCUUAAAAGUUUUGAAAAAGGGUAAGAUGGUAUGGAAUCCGUGAAUUGCUGAAUUUUCGAAAAUUUAGAUAUACCACGCGAAGUUGUCUUUUUUUCCGCAAAUUUCGGAAAAUGCUGUUCCAUACGACACAGGAAAUUUCCGGCCAAACUCAAACUGGAGUUUUUGGUUGAAUGAAAAGCGCCCAUCGUUAUCGUAUGUUUAGAAGACUUAGAAACCUUUAGCGCUGAUAUGACGUAAAAUUUCCUCCAAUAUUAAGACCACGUCCCCGGCCAACCAAGCUCAUAUUAACACUGAUCCAAUGUUUACAGUCUUCAUGCCGCUAGGACCCUAGCAUGCCUGCAAAGUUAAUAGAGAACUGGGUUGAUAUGUGAUUUUGGAACACGCUUAUGUGCUAACUCGAAUCACGCGCCAACUCGAAUCACGUACUAAACUCGAAACGCGCGCUAACUCGAAGUAAAAUGGAUUCUCUCUGGAUUUUCUUCUUACACUUACUGUAAUUUACCCACAUGGUGACUGGAACUGAACCUCUCGCUAAUUAUUCAAAGGUCGGUUUCUUUAUAAUUUUACCCUCGAUAGCUCGAAUCUCAUUUGUCUAAUAGAGUCUAAUGGGUUAAAGAACUUCAGAAUCAUUGACAGACACAGAUUUGCAGUAAAGAGUCCCGCAAUAGUAUUUGACUAUUUCUUCAGAUCUAUUAACACUUGCUGUGAAAUACACACCGUUUUGUUCUCUAAUUUCCGGUCAUUUGUUUCCAUCUCCCGAUAACUCGAGCCUUUCUUGAUGAGCAAACUGUUAAUUCACGUUAUCCCGCAUUGUCCCUGGCGUUGACUACAUCUCAGGCACUUUAGAUCCGGCACCUGUAAAUUAUAGGACACAAUAGCUAAGGGAAAGACAUGGAGGGUGGGGAACGGGAUGCAACUGCAGAGACAUAAUUUUUAAAACAUGCAUCAAAACUUUCCGGCGUCUUUUAGGUCCGAUACAGUGUAAAUUCAAAGGAAGUUAUUCAACGAUGAAGGUCACCAGUGUAAGCUUCAUAAUAGGGUUUGACCAUAUAGAGCCCAUGCUUACAUACUAGGUAUGAGAAUACGCUGAGAAUAACGAGCAUAGUGGAUCACAAUACUGAGGUAUAGUAAAGGAAUCAGUCCAGUAGUACAGUACAGAAAAUUCGUUCGUGACUGAACUUUCAGGCAAAUUCUCGGCUUAAUUUGGGCGAUUUCGGAGGGAUUUGGAAUGUUUAUGGAGCUCUUGCGGUUCAAAAAGAGGACAUUCAUCUGAUCGUCUGUUUUGGGACUUGACGAUAACUACACAUCAUGUUUGUUUUGUUUUGUAAAUCUCCCCAAAAAUGUUUUUUUUCCUCCUUUAAAACCUUAAAUUGGUGCUCUUCAGAUGGACUUCAGAGAACAAAGAAAUGCUUUUCUCCAAUUUUUUAAAUAUUGAGCAUAAGCAUAAUGAUGAAAAAGUCGAAAAAUGCGAGCAAAAUAAAUAAGAGCCCUGGCUAAACGAUAAUCCUCUAACACAAAGGCGGGGCGGGAAAUAAAAAAUCGAGUUUAAGGCCAUAAAUAAAUAUGCGGUUUGCACUCGUUCCACUGACCUAGCUCUAUCCCUGUCACUUAUGUUGACUUCAAGUUUUGAACGUCAAGUCUUACACAUACAGUACAAACACACAAGUGUAAAAUAACAAAUCAUAUGUUGUUUAAAAAAAGUUGUGUUAACAAGGCGAGAUUCAAAACUGACCUCCCGUAAGAUCGGGUAUUUGUUUACACGGGUAAUGUUUCACUGUAGAUAACGUUGGUAAUUGCGAUCUUUCUCUGUCCUUUGUUGCUGAUAAGUUUACAAAACGCGUAGUUAUGAAAGAUACCUUGAUAAUCUGUCUUAAUUUGCCCUCUAUGGCAUCUAAUCAGUGGCGUCAUGGGCUGGUUCUUUCUGUCAUAAUACACUUGUUGUUUGCUUCACGUGAGUGAAAGGAAAUUUCACCGUCUCUCGGAAGCAGAGUUUUUUGUGAACUUUAGCUAGGAAUUUAGGAAAAGCACAUCUUUAUGCAGAGUGGAGCACUCUUAUAUCUAAGAUAAGGAUCUCGCGGUGUUCGCCUUUGAAAAAUGCAUAUCUGUCUUCUACGUACUUUUGUCUCUUGAUCGUGUUCUAAAGGCAGUUUUUUAAAAAAUUAUCCAUUUGAUUUUUAGGGUUGGACCGCUAACACAAGUUAUUUGAGUGCCGCACAUUUCUUUUUUUUUUUUUGGUUUGAGAAUUAAUUUUACACUCUCGUCUAGACAAUCAAAAAGUCCAAAAUUUUGUUAACUAAUUCUCUUAUUCUCAUCACUUAUCUCUACGACAACGUCUUGAUAUUGAAAAGAGAGAUUAGAUUCCGAUCACUGUUGGGAUAUGCUGGAGUUUAACACGCUCUGACUUUUACUGACGACCAACAACUGUUCGUGAAGGUUUAAACUUUCACAAAUCUUCAAGCUAUUGAUAUACCAAAGGAUUAAUAGAGCUGUUCGCAUGUAAUUGUCCGGGGCAAGCGCCGACAGCACUAAAGUAUCAGAUAACGCACGCCUUUAUAUUACGUCUAGCGUGCCCUUUCUUUGUCCUGCCAACUUAAACCGCAUAGUCGUAAGGAUUAAUUUGCUCCAGCAAUUCGCCAGGCAUGUGUUCUGAAAGUCCAUCAUGAAAAAUGAGGAUCGAUAUACGGAAACGUGGAUUUGCCAGCUUUUUCGUUCCUCUGACCAUAUCAAGCUGUGUUUGGCUUUGGGGUCUCCUCGAUGCUACUGCGUCCGUGGGACGGGCUCGGUCACCGCGUCUUGAACGCUCUAAACGGGCCGCCGACAGCAGUCUCACGGACAUCGAUUUGCUUGGAACGAUAGGAGAGCCACUUCCGCUUGGAGUGUCGCUCACCAAGGGACCCCACACAAAACCUGCCUUUAACUUCCGGUCCAUAGCGAAUGUGGGACGAUUUGCACGCUACAUUUUUCCCAAGCAAUUCUUCACAGAAUUCUCCGUCACUGUAGCAUUUCGCCCAAAGCGCGCUGAUCACGGAGUACUUUUCGCUAUUUUGCCUAAUUAUCGCGCCGGAGGUGUCAUUUUGGGGCUCGAGAUUCGAAGUGGGUCUUUCACAAGAGACACCACCAUCAGCUUGAUCCAUGCAAACAAUGCAAGGACGAAAACUGUUUUUGAAUUCACUGUGCCGGACAUAACCGGCAAAUGGACGUGGCUGGCGUUCAGUAUUAAAAAAGAUGGCGUCACAUUUUACCACGAUUGUAAGGAAAUUGAAACAAAAUUUGGGCCCUCGUCCCUUGACGUCCUCAGUCUUCCAUCGUACAGUGCUCUGUAUAUUGGACGGGCAGGUUGGACCGCUGGGGCUCAUUUGAGUACUUUUGAGGGCGACAUAGCAGAACUGGCCAUGCACAGGGAUCCCAGCAAGGCUCAACGUCAGGAGUGUAAGAAAUUAAUUCCAACAACAAGGCCUUCGCAGCAUAAAGCGGCUCUGAGAUCAAAUACAAGCUAUUUUUCACAAUUCGAGUCUUCAGACAAGUUGAACAAAGAUGCAGCUCUAACUACAACAAGCCACUCCAUUUCAACCAAAGUGCAAGAACCCACCAAAUUUUCUAGAGAAGCCGAGACCACGCUAAGCCGCAGUUCAGAGCCUCCCACUCAGGAUACGUCCUCAACAAGUGAAGUAGUAACAGCAGAAACGUCUCAAAAGCCUGAUACCACGCAAAACAGUAGUUCAGAGCCACCAACGAAGGACACGUCCACAGCAAGUGCAGCAAUUACGACAGCAAUCUUUGAAGAAGGUAAUAUCACAACAGGCAGUAGUACAGAGACUCCAACUGAAGUCACGCCAAGCAGCGAUACAGCGCCACCAACUGAGGACACGUCCACAACAAGUGCAACAGUUACAACGGCAAUCUCUGAAGCUGAUACCACACUAAGCAUCAGCAGCGAGCCUCCAACUGAGGGCACGUCCACGACAACUGGUAUAGAUACAACAGUAAUCACCGAAGAAGCUGAUACCACGCCAAGCACCAGUACAGAGCCUCCAACUGAGGUCACCUCCACAGCAAGUACAAUAGUUACCACAGCAACCUCUGAAGAAGCUGAUACCACGCCGAGCAGUAGUGCAGAACCUCCAACUGAGGACACGUUGACAGCAAGUUCAACAGAAACAACAGUAAUCUCUGAAGAGGCUGAUACCACGACAAGCAUCAGCACCGAGCCUCCAACUAAGGACACGUACAGAACAACUGCCGUUGAUACCACAGCAGUCCCUGAACAAGCUGACACUACGCUAAGCAGCACUACCGAGCCUCCAACGGAAGACACAUCCACCGCAAGUGCAGUAGAUACAACAGAAACUUCUGAAGAAGCUGAUACCACGCCAAGCAGCAGUACCGAGCCUCCAACUGACGACACGUCCACUACAAGUGCAACAUAUACAACAGCAAUCUCUGAAGAAGCUGAUACCACGCCAACCAGCAGUACCGAGCCUCCAACUGAGGACACGUCCACAACAAGUGCAACAGAUACAACAGCAAUCUCUGAAGAAGCUGAUACCACGCCAACCAGCAGUACAGAGCCUCCAACUGAGGACAUGGCCACAAAAAGUGCAGUAGCUAAAACAGAAGCUGAUACCGCGCCAAGCAGCAGUACAGAGCCUCCAACUGAGGACACGUCCACAACAAGUGCAGUAGCUACAACGGCAAUCUCUGAAGAAGAUGAUACCACAGCAAGCAACAGUACAGAGCCUCCAACUGAGGACACGUCCACUGCAAGUGCAGUAGUUACACCAGCAAUCUCUGAAGAAGCUGAUACCACACCAAGCAGCAGCACAGAGCCUCCAACUGAUGAUACGGCCACAAUAAGUGCAGUAGCUACAACAGAAGCUGAUACCACGCCAAGCAGCAGUACAGAGCCUCCAACGGAGAACACGUCCACAACAAAUGCAGCAGGUACAAGAGCAAGCUCUGAAGAAGCUGACACCGCGUCAAACAGCAAUACUGAGCCUACAACUGAGGGCACAUCUACAACAAGUACAGCAGUAACUGCAGAAACCUCUGAAGAAGCUGAUACCACGCCAAGCAGCAGUACCGAGCCUCCAACUGAGGACACCUCCACAACAAGUGUAGGAGAGACAACAGCAAUUUCUAAAGAAGCUGAUACCACGCUAAGCAGCAGUACAGAGCCUCCAACUGAGGACACGUCCACAACAAGUGCAGCAGAGACAACAGCAAUCUCUGAAGAAGCUGAUACCAUGCCAAGCAGCAGUACAGAGCCUCCAACUGAGGACACCUCCCCAACAAGUACAGGAGAGACAACAGCAAGCUCUGAAGACGCUGACACCACACCAAGCAGCAGUACCGAACCUCCAACUGAGGACACUUCUACAACGCAUGUAGCAGUAACAACAGAAACAUCUGAAGAAGCUGAUACCACGCCAAGCAGCAGUACAGAGUUUUCAACGGAAGACACGUUCACAACAAGUGCUGCAGUUACAACAUCAACCUCUGAGGAAGCUGAUACCACAACAAGCCGCACUCCAGAGCCCAUAACCGACGACACGUUUACAACAAGUGCUGCAGUUACAAAAGGAACCUCUGAAGAAGCUGAUACCACGCCAAGCGGCAGUACAGAGUCUCCAACUGAGGACACCUCCACAACAGGUGCAGCAGUUACUACAGAAGCUGAUACCACGCCAAGCAGCAGUACAAACCCUCCAUCUGAGGACACGUCUACACCAAGAGCAACAGAUACCGCAUCAACCUCUGACCAAGCUGAUACCAUGCCGAGCAGUAGCACAGAGCCUCCAACUGGGGACACGUCCACAACAAGUGCAGCAGAGACAACAGCAAUGUCUGAAGAAGUUGAUACCACGUCAAGUGGCAGCACAGAGCCUCUAACUGAGGACGCGUCUGUAACAAGUGCAGAGGUUACAACAUCAAUCACAGAGGAAACCACCACCCUUAGCAGCGAUGCAGAGCCUCCAACUGAGUUUACGGUCGCAACAAGUGCAGCAUAUACAACAGCAAUAAAUGAAGAAGCUGGUACCACGCUAAGCAGCAGCACCAAGCCUCCAACUGAGAACACGUCUACAACCAGUGUACCAGUCACAACAGCAGUCUCCGAAGAAACUGAUACCACGCCAAGCAGCAAUACAGAGCUUCCUACUGACGACACGUCCACAACCAGUGUAGGAGAGACCACAGCAACCUAUGAAGAAGCUGAUGCUACGACUAGCAGCAGUACACAGCCUCCAACUGGGGACACGUCCACAACAAGUGCAGCAGAGACAACAGUAAUCUCUAAAGAAGCUGAUACCACGCCAAGCAGCAGCACAGAGCCUGCAACUGAGGACACGUCCAUAACAAGUGCAGCAGAGACAACAGUGAUCUCUGAAGAAGCUGAUACCACAUCAAGCAGCAGUACAGAGCCUCCAACUGAAGACACCUCCACAACAAGUGCAGCUGAGACAACAGCAAUCUCUGAAGAAGUCGAUACCACGCCAAGCAGCAGUUCGGAGCCUCCAACUGUGGACACGUCCACAACAAGUGCAGCAGAGACAACAGCAAUCUCUGAAGAAACUGAUACCACGCCAAGCAGCAGCACAGAGCCUCCAACUGUGGACACCUUCACAACAAGUGCAGCAGAGACAACAACAAUCUCUGCAGAAGCUGAUACCACGCCAAGCAGCAGUACAGAGUUUUCAACUGAGGACACAUCCAAAGCAAGUGCUCCAGUUACAACAGGAACCUCUGAAGAAGCUGAUACCACUGCUAGCAGCAGUACAGAGUUUCCAACUGAGGACACAUCCAAAGCAAGUGCUCCAGUUACAAAAGGAACCUCUGAAGAAGCUGAUACCACUCCAAGCAGUACGAAGCCACCAACUGAGAACACAUCCACAACAAGUAUUAUAGAUACAACAGUAAUCUCUCAAGAAGCAGAUAGCACGCCAAGCAGCAGUACCGCGCCUCCAACUGAAGACACGUCCACAACAAGUGCAGUAGAGACAACAGCAAUCUCUGAAGAAGCUGAUGCCACGCCAACCAGCGGUACAGAGCCUCCAACUGAGGACACGUCUGUAACAAGUGCAGAGGUUACAACAUCAAUCACAGAGGAAACAACCACCCUUAGCAGCGAUGCAGAGCCUCCAACUGAGCUUGCGUCCACAACAAGUGCAGUAGAGACAACAGCAAUCUCUGAAGAAGCUGAUACUACGACUAGCAGCAGUACAGGGACUCCAACUGAGGACACGUCCACAACAAGUGCAGCAGAGACAACAGUAAUCUCUGAAGAAGCUGAUACCACGCCAAGCAGCAGUACAGAUCCUCCAACUGUAGACACGUCCACAACAAGUGCAGCAGAGACAACAGCAAUCUUUGAAGAAGCUGAUGCCACUACUAGCAGCAGUACAGAGCCUCCUACUGAGGACACGUCCACAACAAGUGCGCCAGUUACAACAGCAAUCUCUGAAGAAGCUGAUACCACGCCAAGCAGCAGUACAGUGCUUCCAACUGUGGACACGUCCACUACAAGUGCAGCAGAGACAACAGCAAUCUCUGAAGAAGCUGAUGCCACACCAAGCAGUAGUACAGAAACUCCAACUGAGGACACGUCCACAACAACUGCAGCAGUAACAACAGAAACUUCUGAAGAAGCUGAUACCACGUCAACCAGCACACCAGAGCCUCCAACGGAGGACACGACUACAACAAGGGCAGCACUAUCAACAGAAACCUCCGAAGAAGCUUCUACGCCAAUGAGCUUUGUCCCAGAUACAAGAAAACCAACCGGGGACUCCCCUACGACAAGCCCCUCGACUAGUGCAAGUGCAUUUCCAAGCAGUAUUCCUCCUACAACAGCUAAGGUUGUUAUAUCCUCCACUACGAAAAGCUUAAGCACAGCGGACGAUGUCGACUUUACUACCAAACCAAAAACACUUGAAGGAUCAACUACUGUAGUAAACACACCGACAGAAACGACUAUUUCUACUAAAUAUUCUUCAGAUACUAGCACUUCCGCUAAAGUGAUUACUGAGGGUGUCACCGGAAGGCCUACUACAGGAAGUAAAGAAACGUCUCCCAAGCCAACUACGGAUAGAGCAGGACUUUCAAAGACUGCCUCUGCGAGUACAAUAACAAGUUCAGCUACUGUGGGUGGCCCGACUUCGCGUUCACCAACCAGCAAAAGCACAUCUACUGCUGCCAAGACUACAACUGCAUCUCCUGUUACAGUCGACGUAUUGGACCCUACCGACGAUACAGUCAUUGCCCGGAUAGAAGGGGAGUCACACAACUCCACAAAAGGUUCUCAGUCGUCAUCCCAGGCGUUGUGUAAGGACGCGCCGGUUUCGAAAUCAAACGGGACCUGCUUGCGAGGCCCUCGAGGGCCUCCGGGAUUGCCCGGACCAAAAGGCGAGAAGGGUGACGCUGUUGUUGGGCCGCCAGGUGAGAAGGGAAGGCCCGGAUUCUCAGGUCGUAAUGGAGCUAAAGGAGAAAAAGGCACUGAGGGGUUGAUGGGACCAAAAGGCCUCCGUGGACGACCGGGGCGGCCUGGACCUGCGAUAUUCUUUGAUUCCGGUGAAGAGGUUAUCACUAUCAAAGGAGCUAAGGUAUACCCUGUCAAACUUCCAAAAGGAGACAAAGGCGAACGGGGAUUAGAUGGUGUGGAAGGACCGAAGGGAGAACCUGGCGAGAAAGGUCAGCGAGGAAUAACUGGCCUUUCUGGACGGAGGGGCGAAAGAGGAUUGAUCGGACUUCCUGGUAACCCUGGAAAAACUGGACCGCCAGGAAUGGCGGGACUGCCAGGAGUGGGUAUACCUGGACCGCGAGGAUUACCUGGCGAAGAUGGCGCUCCCGGAAGACCUGGAGAAAAGGGAAGAAUGGGCGAACGUGGUAUUCAAGGAAUAAAGGGAAUGGAUGGAACGAUGGGAGAUACGGGAUCACGAGGACCGAGAGGGCCGAAGGGCGAAAAAGGGAACAGCGUUAUGGGACCUCCCGGCCCACCCGGCCCUCCAGGUACCAAGGGAGAAGCAUCAAUGAUGGACGUAGUCUACAAACCCUUAAAAGGUGACCAGGGGGAUCCGGGUCCUCCGGGGCCCCCAGGGAAGUCAGGCGGCGAAGUUGGUCCCAAGGGAGAUCCUGGAAAACCCGGGAGACCGGGUGAAAAGGGCGCGAGAGGCGUCGAUGGAGUAAAUGGGACCAAAGGCGAAAAGGGUGAUUCGGGAGGUGCUUCAGGAACGCCAGGGGAGAAAGGUGAAAAAGGCGACAGUGGAAGUAGUUGUAAUUGUAACGGAACAAAAGGAGACCCCGGCCCAAUGGGCCCUGCAGGACCUGUUGGGCCCCCCGGCCCUCCUGGUUUCCUUGGCAACAAUGAAACGAGCAGAGAGUCUGGAAUGAAAGGCGAACAAGGAAUAAAAGGAAAGCCUGGGGCUAAAGGAGAGAAGGGUAGCCCUGGGUCUGUAGGCUUUCCUGGGUUGAAAGGAAAACAAGGAUUACAGGGCGACCGAGGCGAUGGCGUUAAAGGUGAACCGGGUGAGCCUGGGGAGUCUGGCCCCCAAGGCCUUCCGGGACCUCCCGGUCCAAAUGUCCCGUCAAAAACUGAAAAGGGCGACCGAGGCGAUAGCGUUAAAGGUGAACCGGGUGAGCCUGGGGAGACUGGCCCCCAAGGCCUUCCGGGACCUCCCGGUCCAACCGUCCCGUCAAAAACUGAAAAGGGAGAAAAAGGAAACGAUGGCGCGAUGGGAUUACAAGGAGAACCUGGACCCAAGGUAAAAUCAAAUGAAUUAGAAAUCCCUAUAAACCCCUUUUAUCAGACUACAUUGCAGGUAUCCAUGUUGGGCGAGUGUAAGAUAUUUUUGUUCGCGAUUUUCUGUCAUCGUGGAGUCGUGGAACGUAGAGGUCCGGGACGAGGACCUCACCCCUAUUUCCUAGGUCUCGGUGAUGCUGGAAAAAAUGGAACCGAUGGACAAAAGGGCGAGCCAGGAGAAGGUAUCCCAGGACCACCCGGGCCCCCCGGACCGCCCGGCCCGAAGGGCAUAAUGGAGACUGAUGCUAUCGGAUCAUCAGCACAAAUAAGGGUGCAAAAAGGUGACAAGGGUGAUCCUGGUGAUAUUGGAUUUCCAGGAAAGAAAGGAGAACAGGGUGCCGCCGGAGAACCAGGCCUCAAAGGCGAAAAGGGAGACGAGGGGAGCACUGGGCCGAGUGGACAAGUAGGAUUUCCGGGGUUAAAAGGAAACCCCGGCGCUAAGGGAGAACCUGGAGUCAAUGGGACGGUUGGCCCUCAGGGCAUUAUGGGACCACCAGGAACUCGUGGAGAAAUCGGGCCGCAGGGACCAGUUGGAUUCCCCGGGCUUAAAGGUAGCUCGGGGCCUCCGGGUCCACCCGGACCUCCCGGUCCCCCGGGGUUCCCCGGAGUAAAGGGUGAUCCCGGAGAAGAAGCAGCCAUUGGAUCAAUAGAAGGUGUGAAUGGUAACGGAAGCGAUGCCAAAGGAGAGAAGGGUGACCAAGGAGAAAUCGGGGAACCAGGUUUAAAGAUCCUGGUGUCAUUUCAGGGAGAGCUGGGAGAAACUGGUGAAAAAGGAGCCAAAGGUGAGCCCGGGGUCCAAGGCCUAAGGGGCCCUGAAGGUCCCGAAGGUCCUCAGGGACCUCCCGGGGUAACCGGUGAGGCAGGAGUCUCUGGAAAUGAUGGGCCUGAGGGACAGAAAGGACAGAAGGGCGAGAUCGGAGAAACCGGACUGACGGGAGAGACCGGGGAACCUGGGAAAGAUGGAGUGAAUGGAACUAAAGGACGUAAGGGUGAACAAGGCGGCUUAGGCUUCCCUGGACUUAAAGGCGAACCAGGGAGGAAGGGAGAGCCUGGCGUGGUAGGACCGAAGGGCGAGCCGGGGAAAUCCAUUGAAGGACCCAUCGGACCGCAGGGGACGCAGGGAACUCCUGGAAAACCUGGGCCACCGGUGGGUAUUUUUAUUAAGAACAAAGAAAUACAGAAUUGUCAUAAUUUGUUGUAUCAUAAUUUGUACGUCAGUCACUUACCGGACUACCCGGGUCGCCCGGAACUCCUGGGUGAACAAGGCGGCUUAGGCUUCCCUGGACUUAAAGGCGAACCAGGGAGGAAGGGAGAGCCUGGCGUGGUAGGACCGAAGGGCGAGCCGGGGAAAUCCAUUGAAGGACCCAUCGGACCGCAGGGGACGCAGGGAACUCCUGGAAAACCUGGGCCACCGGGACUACCCGGGUCGCCCGGAACUCCUGGUACCCCAGGGAAAGAUAGCAACGUCUCUGGCCCGCCGGGACCCCCGGGACCUCCCGGUCCGCCAGGAGACACUGAUGGUGAAAUAACGCAGAGAGAUGAUCCGGGGAUGAGCCCGCUCUCCCCUGGGCUACAAAGAAAGACUCAUCGUGUCGUUUCAGCAAGACAGCUCGGUUUUGACUGCCGUUCGUACUGCGGGGGCAGUCGCCGUAUGCAAGAAACUAACGUGCCUGCUGUCCAGAGCCCUCGCCCCAAUUUUCGCUCGGCCAAAAUGCGGAAAACUCUCUUCGUUCCUGCAGGAACACUUGGUAGGCAGGCUUAUACCACACGUACAUGGUUAAUCAUUAGGGUUGCCUUUUUAUCGAUGUUUUUUAAUGGAUUUUUAUUUAUUUCACAGUUACGCGUGGCGGCCCUCAAUCAACCAAUGAACGGCAGGAUGCAUAGCACUAAGGGCAUUGAUGAACGAUGCUGGGAGCAAUCUCGCGCAGCUAAUCUAACUGGAGCGUACAGAGGGUUCAUUUCCAACAGACUUCAACAUAUUUAUUCCAUCAUUCAUAAAGAGGACAGAAAUCUUCCUGUUGGAAACCUCCAGGGAGAUCAACUGUUUCCUUCUUGGGAAUCGAUUUUCACCUCACGAUACGCAUUUAACCCUGACAUCCCAAUCUAUUCGUUCAAUGGAUCAAAUGUUAUCACCGAUUCAGCUUGGCCUUUCAAACACAUGUGGCACGGAUCGCGUGAAAAUGGCAACAAGUACCCCACUAACUGCCGUAGCUGGUUGAGCAGUAGUUCAAAGGACUUCAGCACGGCCUCGGCCUUGAAUGGCCGUGAGCCUGCCUUGGCCGAGCGGGAGUUUCCAUGCAGUAGCAACCUAAUUGUUUUAUGCGUGCAGAUUAAUCCUGUCAGAAGACGACGAUUCAGAUCUAGCCACAAGUUUGUUCACUAAACCCAGUGUUACUUGUCCUGUAUGCCAUUCCAUGAUAACAACAAGCUGUCUCCAAGCCGGCCAUAGCCUCGGCCACUGUGCUUUCAGCAACGUAUUGUUUUCCGAAGAACGUUAGGAGCUCGACUGGUGGGAUUUUGUUUGCAUGAAAAGAAGAACGUUAUUUUAAGCUGUGCGAUUCGACGAUUGUUAUAUUUAUACUAUUAAUUUAACGUACACGCUUAAGAUAUGUGCACUUUCUAAGCGUUAGAAUAUUUUUGUUAGCUGUUAAAGUUGCUAAACAUCGGUUUAGGCAAGAUGUGUUUAAAUUUUGAAAUGUAAAAAUACCAGACACAUUUGAAUUUUCUAAUGCUUAUUUUCAAAGCUAACUUGCUCUCAGUCAAGUCUUGCAAAACAAAACAAGUAAGAGUGAAAAUUUUACAUUUAUCUGGAAACUAAUUAUUAUGUCACAUUGAGCAGCGACUUCAAUGCUUCUAAUAUUCAUUUUUUAACAACAACCAUAUUUGAAAAAUACUCCAUCAUCUCUAUCCUUUCGCGCCUUCUUAUUUGCCAUCAAUUUGUAUAAUCAAAUGAUUUCAAGUGCAAUUUGGAAUAAAUAAGCACAAGUAAAUUUCUUUUUGACUAAACUCGCUGGGAGUGCACUUCGUAAUAUUUGAAAAAUUUACAAGUACUUAUUUAUUCCAAAUUGCACGAGAAAAUACUAUUUGAUUUCUUGUUAGUAAUAUGACAUGCAAUGUAAUUUAAACUUUCUGCUCUCAAUUUCAACUUUUUACACACAAUUUCAACUUUUUACACUCAAUUUCAACUUUCUGCUCUGUUUAGCUAGGAUUAUUUGACAUGCCCUCAGCCAAUCAGCAUGUUGAAAAUAUCACAUGUAUAUUAUUAUUUGCAGAAUAAGGAACUGCAAAUUCUAAAACAUUUCAACGAAUUUCGUCAUUUGCUUGAUGUGCCAAAUAUGGAAGUUGAUAAAGCUGAAUAUUCUGGAGCUAAAUUACAAUUACGUGAGGCAGCUAUUUGUCUCAACUCUGAUAUAAAUUAUUGACAAAUAUUUUUAAGUGACUCUAUAUCCUCGAGUUUAGGAGAGAAAUCACCUCCUAGUAUAUUAGGAUAUUCUGUAAAUUAUUUUUAUUCAUAUUAGACUUAUUAUUCUAGCUCCGGUAUUUUAAAAUUAUAUCUAAGAAAGGUUAACACGAUUAUAUUAAUUAUGUUGGUAAGGGAGCCAUGUCACGGAUGGCACAUUCUAAUCUUUUCAGGUUUAUCGUUCGUAAUCCGUCUCAAUCCUCUCAGAUCUUAACCAUCCUUGCUCCUUUUUUGGUUUACUGACCCUUUUAAUGUCUUUCCACCGUCAUAAAUGAUUAUUUUCAGGUUUUUCCCUUUGAAAACAAUUCUGUAUUUCUUAAUGAAAAUAGGCUUAGUCCGAUAACGUAAAUGGGGCAUUUAACUGUCUCUA
Messenger RNA from Orbicella faveolata, 13944 nucleotides. RefSeq lists its product as uncharacterized. The record is from RefSeq and is a predicted model, not a curated record. NCBI's taxonomy places the organism in Eukaryota, Metazoa, Cnidaria, Anthozoa, Scleractinia, Merulinidae.